AUAGGCAUGGCAGGGGUGUUUUGGGGGUGUCAUCUGUAGCAUAUCUGAACUUUUUUAAUCAGUCUAGAGGAAUGCCAGUAGAUUAUAUGCACAAUUUACUGCUUGGUGUAGUAAAGUCUUACUUUGAAAAUCUGUUUAUGGAAAAAUGUAAGAAGUUUUGGGUGGAUGAGGAUGCUACUCCAGAGGAUCUUCAGAAAGCUAUUGAUGAACGCUUGCUCAUAAUCAAACCACCUACUUGUAUUAACAGGACUCCUCGCACAAUGAAAGAUUGGGCUAAUUGGAAGGCCAACGAAUGGAGGACAUUUGAGUUAUUUUAUGCCCUCCCAUGUUUAACAGGUAUUCUUAAAAAAGAAUACGUUGAGCAUUUAGCAUUGCUUUCUGUUGGAUCUUGUAUUUUGCUACAGAAGUCAGUUAGCGAAAGUGAUGCACAUUAUGUACAUAGGUUAUUUCAAAUAUUUUGUGUAAAGUACCAAAAGUACUUUGGAGAGGACUUUAUGUAUUACAAUAUCCAUUUGUUGAUCCACGUUAUCCCAGGAGUUUUGAGAUGGGGUCCACUUUUUACUCAUAAUGCGUUUAUGUUCGAGUCUCAUAAUAGAAACUUGUUACAACUGAAAAAGAAUCCCCACCGUGUUGUUGAGGAAGUCUCAAAGAGGUAUGUCAUUUUGCAAGCUUUGCCAAAAAUGUUAGAUAGAUUUGCAACUGAAAGUACUUUAAAUUAUUGUGAGUAUAUUUUAGACCAGAGCCUCGCUCGGUUCAUGGUUCCUGGUUCUUGGGCUUUGCAGGGAGUUGGCACUAUUGAAGACAAAUUGACUGACGAUGAGACCACCCUACUUGUAAAUCACUACCACCCCUUAGAAAUAUGUCUAUAUUACCAGAGAAUACUUUAUAAAGGAAAAAGAAUUACUACUAGCCAGUAUGCUGCUAAGAGAAAAAAAAAUGAUGAUUCCGUUAUAUGUUUAAACGGGGAGGAAAUUGUUGAAGUGAGGGCUAUAUUUACUCUUGCUGACCAAACUGUGCGACUCUUAACAAGGCAGCUACUUAUGAAGGACUGUGAUAUUGUAUCAAAUCCACAUCUUCGCCAUCUUUCUGAACUGGCAAGGUAUGGAGACUUAAAAAUAAUCAAACCUCAAGAAAUAAGUGGACAAUGUAUUUUUAUUAAAACUGUGACUGGAACAUUCCUAUCUAAAAUGCCUUAUGGAUGCUAUGGUGAUUAAAUUAUAAUAUAAUACUAUGUU
Molecule: messenger RNA, 1235 nt
Organism: Frankliniella occidentalis (western flower thrips)
Lineage: Eukaryota; Metazoa; Arthropoda; Insecta; Thysanoptera; Thripidae
Source: RefSeq, a predicted model, not a curated record